Molecule: messenger RNA, 1362 nt
Organism: Coffea arabica (coffee)
Lineage: Eukaryota; Viridiplantae; Streptophyta; Magnoliopsida; Gentianales; Rubiaceae
Source: RefSeq, a predicted model, not a curated record
AUGGAAAGGAAUCAACUGAUCCAACUUUGGGCAGCAGAAGGAUUUCUUUAUUCAAAUCCAAGAAACAAUAAUAUGUGUAUGGAGGAAGUUGGUAACAUGUACUUUACCAUUUUGUUGGAUAGUAACUUGUUUCAAGAUGCAAAGGAGGAUAGGUAUGGGAAUGUUGUGAAUUGCAAAAUGCAUGAUCUUGUGCAUGAUAUGGUGCAAUCCAUUCCCAGUUCUAAAACUUUGAGGUUGACAGAGUCUGGAAGUGAUGACCAGAGGACGUUUCCCAUUCAGUAUCUUGCACUGGAGAGAAGUGGAGAAGAAAUGCCAUUUCCAUCCCCUGAAAGGUUCAAGUGUAUUACAACAUUAUUUUUGUUAGAAGACAAAUCACUUAAUGAUAGAGAGAUAUCAUUUUUUAUGUUGCGAACAUUAAGAGUUGAAGAUUGUGAUUCAUUGACAAAGUUUCCAGAAAAUUUCACGAAUUUGGUGAAUUUGAGGCACUUUGAAGUGCGAAAUUGCACAAACUGCAAAGAGUUACCAACUCUUGGGCACAUGUCCUCCCUCAGAUCUCUUCACUUGGAAAGUCUUGAUGGCAUAACAAGCAUAGGACCUUCUUUUUAUGGAGAAUCGACCAUACAUAGUGGAAGCGGCAGUCAAAGUCCUCUAAAAUUGUUUCCAGCACUUGAACAUUUCAUUCUAAGGGACAUGCACAAUUUGACUGAAUGGACGGAAGCAGAAGUUCAUGAUAGAGAAUUGAUGGUAUUUCCUGUCCUUGAGACGAUAGAGAUUGAAGAUUGCCCCGAACUAGCAACUUUUCCAAGUCAUUUUCCAAGUCUCAAGAAAUUGCACAUCGAUUGGAUUAAGAAUGGGUCAGCAGUAAUGGAAUAUAUUCGCAGCAGCGGAGUUAGCACUCUCACUAGUCUUUGCCUUUCGUCUGUGAAUGGGUUCACUGAGCUACCAAAUAUGUUAUUUCAAAACAAUCCAAAUCUUGCACAUCUCCAGUUAAGAUGUUGUCAUGAUUUGACCCAAUUCUUGGAUUUUCCGUCUGAUGUUCCUCAAACUUUAGAAGGUCCAAAUUCCCAAACAGUGCUUGAGUUGAGCCAACCACACACUUGUAUUGACAAUAGUGCUACUCAACGUUUGGUUGGUCUUGAGUCCCUUGAGAAAUUAGAAAUUUCCGAUUGCGAUUCACUCAAGUCGAUUUCAAUCCCCAAGGGAGACAAGUACCUCACUGCCUUGCGCGAAUUAGAAAUUUCCGAGUGCGAUGGGUUGACCCACUUGUCCAUCCCCAGCUAUCUGAGUCAGAGUGGGAUUCCACUUCUCCGCCCUCCCUCUCCGGUGCUUCUCCUCCUCCUCCUCUACCUCUCGAGGAAUUGA